UUCAAAGCUUUUACAAAACCUCAAAUGUUCUCUGUUUGUCCCUAUUUAUGCAACAAAAAAUAAUAAUGGUGCAUAAGAUCAUGGUUAUAUUAAACUACUUUAUUUGUUUUGUGUUAAUGUUAACUAUAAGGCCAUGUGAAGGGAAAGUGCAGUUACCAAAUAACGUUGUUGUAAAAGCAGUAUUUGCAUUUGGAGAUUCAAUUGUUGAUCAAGGAAAUAAUAAUUAUAUUCCAACUAUAGCAAAGUGUAAUUUUCCACCUUAUGGUAAAGAUUUCAAUGGUGGAAUUCCAACCGGAAGAUUCUGCAACGGCAAGACGCCACCAGACUUGAUAGUUGAAGAAUUGGGGAUAAAAGAGUAUGUACCAGCUUACCUAGAUUCAAAUUUGAGAAGUGAAGAUCUCAAGACUGGAGUAAGCUUUGCAUCUGGUGGUAGUGGAUAUGAUCCUCUAACAUCUACCCUAGCGCCAGCUAUACCUUUAUCAACACAAUUAAAUCAAUUCAAAGAGUAUAUUGGGAAGCUAGAAGGAUUAGUUGGAGGAGAAGAAGCCAACUAUAUUUUAAAAAAUAGCCUAUUUUUGGUGGUUGUUGGAAGUGAUGAUCUUGCAAAUACAUAUUUCACUCUUGGAGUUCAAUUAAAGCAGGAUAUUGACUCAUAUACUGAUCUCAUGGUGGCCAAAGCUACUGAAUUUCUCCAAGAAUUAUACAACUUGGGAGCAAGAAAAAUUGGGAUAUUUGGAAUUCCUCCAAUAGGAUGUUUGCCAUCACAGAGAACAUUGGCUGGUGGGCCAAAUAGAGGAUGUGUUAAGGAAUACAAUGAAGCAGCCCAAUUGGCUAACACAAAAUUCUCAAUUGGCAUUGAUUCACUAUCCAAAAAAUUGGCCCAAUCCAAACUUGUGUUGAUAGAUAUCUAUAAUCCUUUUCUUGAUAUCAUUGUCAACCCUCAAAAAUAUGGAUUAGAAGAAGUAGAGAAAGGGUGUUGUGGCACAGGAAAUAUAGAGGUGACAAUAUUAUGCAAUAAAUUCAGUGGAACAUGUGAAGAUGAUACAAAAUAUUUAUUUUGGGAUAGUUAUCAUCCAACUGAGAAAGGUUACAGGAUUCUUGUUGAUCAAAUCUUGAAAAAAUAUGUCAACAGAUUUUUGUAGAUGAUGAGCUCAAAUCAAGAUCAAGAUUAUGUAUCACCAAAUCUGUAUAAUUUGGAUCAAACUUUUUUCUGUUCAAUUAAUAGUUCAUUUAUGCAUAUCCAAGUGUUUAGGUUGGAAUUUAAUAAAAAAAUAUUGUUCAUGACAAA
This is a messenger RNA of Solanum verrucosum, 1288 nucleotides long. RefSeq names its product GDSL esterase/lipase EXL3-like. Bases 48 to 1142 code for a protein of 364 amino acids. The record is from RefSeq and is a predicted model, not a curated record. Gene Ontology annotation, cellular component: extracellular region. The transcript has 5 exons. Lineage: Eukaryota; Viridiplantae; Streptophyta; Magnoliopsida; Solanales; Solanaceae. Gene Ontology annotation, molecular function: hydrolase activity, acting on ester bonds.